Dermacentor silvarum is the source of this 4297-nucleotide messenger RNA. RefSeq names its product ras-related protein Rab-34 (gene RabX5). The coding region runs from base 978 to 1772 and encodes 264 amino acids. Lineage: Eukaryota; Metazoa; Arthropoda; Arachnida; Ixodida; Ixodidae. The record is from RefSeq and is a predicted model, not a curated record. The transcript is spliced from 9 exons. Gene Ontology annotation, molecular function: GTPase activity; GTP binding.
CUGCUCUUUUUCUCUGCCUGACGCCGUCGAGGCGUGUGCCGUGCCAAGCCGUGCUGAGGCAUGCCACGCGGUCCGGACCGCCGCCGGAUGUUCUGGGUGGGGGAGAGCCCUCCUGGCCAAAAUUAAACCUUUUGUUGCGCUGUUUAGCUUCGCGUGCCCGACGCUGUGCUCCUGGCCGAGGGCGGGCGUCACCAGCGGCAGCAGAGGCGAACCGCAUCAGCGGAGAGAGCGGAGCGUUGUUCCACCGCCCGGCAGCAGCGAGCACCCGAAAGCCGCGCGCAGGGCGUUGUUGUCGGCGGUGCUUGAACCGUGACGAUCCGCUGGGAACGAGGGGGAGGGAACGCCCGACGACGCCGCGGGCUUAUGCGUCACACGACGCCGCUGCCACUGCUCCGGAAUCGGUAAAUGGUCUCUCUUCUGACGCGGCAGGUGGAAAGGUAGAACAAUUCGUGCAGCCGAACCGUUCACCCACCUCCGCCGCAUUGCGUUUUCCCCCGGGCAUCGCGCCGCCGAAGACAACGUGCCUCCCCGGAGAAGUCAGUCGGAUUGCCACCCUCCUCCGUACUCCGAUCCCUUCGACGAACGACUCGGGGGGUCAUCAUAAAACCAGGAGCGCAACAGCUGAGCAAGGGGGGAGGAACUUCGCGUGUUACGUCCAAACGCGCCGUCUCCCUCUCCUUUUUUCAUCUCCCUUUCCAAACUCACUCUCUCUACCGCCCGGCGUGCGUGGUCAGGUGUGCGGAAAACCCCUUUCGUCCUUUUAAAAGUGGGGUCGACAAAUGAGCGCGCUUCCAGUGUGUGUUUUGCUUCCGUGGGACAGAGGUGUCAGUGUUGUCGUCGUAGAGCGCUGAAUCGAAAGUGCUUCGGUCGCGCCACAAGCAAGAAAGCCUGACAGUCGUCGACGUCGCGAGUGGUGCGUGACCUUGUGUGCUGUGCGUGUCGCUGGUGCCUCGGAGGCAGUCGGCGACGCCGCUUCGAUGAGGAUUGACAGCGAGGGCAGCGGGAUCGAGCACUUCCCACAGGCCUACUCGUACCUGGACACGCCGUACCCGGAGACCGACUUCCCACCGGACGUGCGCGAUGCGUGCCUCAAGCGGAGCUCCGUCGGUGCAGAGGUCCGUGCAGCCAAGGUGGUGGUGGUCGGCGACGUCUCCGUGGGCAAGACGUGCCUCAUCACAAAGUUCUGCCACGAGGCCUACGAUGCCAACUACAAGGCGACCAUCGGCGUGGACUUCGAGGUGGAGAAGUUCAGCAUCCUCCAAGUUCCAUUCAGCCUGCAGAUCUGGGACACGGCGGGCCAGGAGCGUUUCAGGAGCAUCACUUCUGCGUACUACCGGGGAGCUCAGGUGGUGAUCUUGGUGUUCGACUUGUCCCUGGCGGCCAGCCUGUACAACACGCCCCAGUGGCUGGAGGAGACCCUGGAGAGCACCGGGACGGGACACGAGCCCCUGCGAUUCCUCGUGGGCACCAAGAAGGACCUCCUGAACGAUGGCUGUCUGGAUGGCAUGGAAGCAGACGCCACCAAGAUCGCGCGCAGACUAGACGCCGAGUAUUGGUCGGUCUCCGCAAAGACAGGCGAGAACGUGCAGCAGUUGUUCUUCCGGGUGGCCGCCCUGGCGUUUGUCCAGUGUCUGACCAGGGAGCUCCAGGAGAGGCAGCAGUCGCCAGAGAAGGCCGUCAGCAACAACUUCGUCCGGUUGCGGAAACGGAAGAACGGCAAGAAGAUCAAGGCGCCCAAGUGCUCCGGCGGCCAGAAGUGCGCCACGAAGUGAAGGCCCACACGCACGCACGCAGGCCCACCGAACCCUCUUGCUGCGCAGGAGACGCAGGCGACGGCCCACGCUUGUGCGUCCGGCGAAGACAUCGCUGCAGCAGCCGCUGGCGCCGCUGGGCCUUUCGUCGAGAAAAAAAAAAUCGAUAGCGUCACGACACGGUGGUCACGCGGCACGGUGGCAUACGGAACAGUCAGCGAGCCGUCAUCGCCUCACGGGACUUUCCGGUCUGGAAGCGGGCCUUCCUGUGUACGACCGGAAGUGUCAUGGACACUGGUGUCGUCGUUGCUCGAGUGGCUGUGUUGUUGCCCCUCUUUUUCACAAAAAAGUGCACCAAACGAUGGCCGUGUGGAGGAACGGGAGCGGCUUUGCCAUGAUCAUUUUUCUUUCUUUUUGCGGGGGCUAACCCUAAAGCGAUGGGGUUUGAUAGCGACUCACCUCAUUGACUCUAUUGCUGUGAGGUUCUGCUGCUAUGGCGCGGAGAAGCAGGUGUCAUUCCUGGACGCGAUGGCUGCAUUCCGAGGCAGGUGGCACUUGUGUAUAUACCGUGAUUUUCAGUGCAAGCUAUAUAUGAGGGCCGGUAUAGUGUAGGAACUCUUCUUGAUGAACUCUGUUCCUUUAUCCACAAUUCACCACCGGCCGAUCGCGGUGAUAACGUGUGGCCUUGCGCUGCUCGGGCCCUUGACGCAGUGCGAAAAGGAAUAGCAUUGUGAUAGAAUGGUUACGUUAUCCCAGCUCGGGAGAUUGAAAUUAAUUGGUAACCCUCCGCUACGGCGCUUCUUAUAGAUGGGAUACCCAUACCUUCGAACCGGAAAGCUCGAUCGGUAAUGACUAAUGAAUAUAUUGUAGAUUUUGCAGAGUGUGGUGUCCUGCUACUCGACGUGUAACGGAUGCGCUGCCACGCGCACUGCACGCUGGUUGUGCACGGUGGUGCUACGUGCUGUGGAUGUGCUACAUUACUGGCUUGCGAUACAUUUCUAACAUUAAGGCUAGAGGUCGUACAGCACCAAGAAUAACCGACGCCUGCGCACUCUGCGUGCAACGUCAUAAUGGAAUGCCAGGCGCGUUCCGUGUUCAGACGUGUAUGUGUUGCCGGCCUUCAGUCGUGACGUCACAGCUCGAAGCGUGCAAUUUCCUGCUGCUAUAAGGAGUGGGUACUGAAUCGAAGCGGUCGCCCUGAGAAUGGCGGAGCGAAAGCCGGUUGGCGAGUUCAGCUUGACUGAAGCAAGUAGCUACUUGCAAAAUAUAAAACAAGGACCUCGGCUACGACAGGCGUCGUGGUCACGGAAUCUUAAUCGUCGUAGCAACCCACAGUCGUAGGCUCCACACCCACAUCGAGCGGAAACGCUCAGGUAACCUUUCCGAAUUGUUAUUUUCGAAGGGCGGUUCGGCGCUAUAGUGAAGCAGCAGUCAAACAAUUCGCGCGUGCAAUCUAUUGUCCAGUUAAGACGCUUUUCAAGGAAGACGAAAAAAAAACGCACGCUUAAGUUUUUGAGGGGAGUAAGAUAGGCUUUAGGCAAAGGCAAGAUAUAGCUUGCAAGGGCCCUACUGCACUGUGUGCUCGGUAGCGUCUCGCAAAUCACGACAAAGCCUCUUCACGGAAAGUAUGCCAGCGGGGAAGCAUGGAAUUUUUACCAAGUGAAGCUCGCUGUGGCUGCAAAAGUUGCCUUGCACUAACUUCGUUUAAAUCGACUCGACGCUAGCGGGUCGAUUCAGAAGUCUAGUUGAUUCAACCCGACCCUACCACGUUUAAAUAAAUCUUGCCAAGCGCAUUGUGUGAGUCAAGCUACUCGUUGCAGGAAGGUAGACCGAAUUCGCCCUAACGCUAUAGUUCGACUCGAUCUGCGAAUGUUCGCAUGAACCCAACGACCGGUUCACGGGAUGACAAGCCGACUCGACCCCACUUUAUUGGGUUCACGUAAGCAUAGCCACAGUGCCACACGGGACCUUUCCCAGAGCAGCUGAUUGAAGCCCGGUAAUCCUCUCGGCGUUGUUUAGUGUGCCUUGAGAGUAAAAGAACUCAACCGCAUACAGACUGCUGCUAUAGAUUGCAUGUAGAAAAGGGUCUGUGUCAAUGUGCAAGUGCUCGUUCGACAGCUUGCGUGCAAAUGCUUUAAGAAAAUUACCCUUAAGUGAUGAAAGGAUAAUCACCUUAAGUGAUUACCCUUUAAGGAAAUUACCCACUGUAUCUGUGCGUACACUGAUACAGUGCACGCACACGCGUUCCUGUCUAGUCACGAGUUUCGACAGGAGUUAUGCGAAGCUCUCUUGCCAUGGCUCCCGUGCAUUGCACCAAAGAUCGUAGGGUGAGAGAUGUUAUGUAACGCACGUUGUUGUAUUUUGUGUCGUCUUCUUGUAUUGUUUUCAUGACCGUCUGUGCUUUGAGAGAAAGAAGCUUAAUUGCUGUGUAUGUUAAAGAAAAACAUUGUAUAGAGUUUGAUUUAAGUUUUUGUAUUGACAAGUGCGAUGUGUACAUGGGCGGGCGUUUUUUAUGACGCAAUUAAAGCAGCAAAUGCCCUAUGAAA